Messenger RNA from Cotesia congregata, 1698 nucleotides. Lineage: Eukaryota; Metazoa; Arthropoda; Insecta; Hymenoptera; Braconidae. The record is from the annotation of a GenBank genome assembly.
AUGGAAGGAAUCGGGGAGCACCAUACCGAAUUAGUCGACUCUCCGGAUGGGAAUUGCGGAGACCUCGGUGAUGCAACCGAAACUGUCAUUAUCAACAUCACCAGACGGCACAAUAACAAUAAUAACCAUCACCACCACCAUCACAACAAUAAUAAUAAUAAUAAUAACAAUAACUACAACAACAAUCACCAGCAGUACGAAGCGACCCGCGGCGGCGUCAUCAGUAACUCGGGAGUUGGGACAGAAAGUGGGGGAGAAAGUGGAAACUCUGGUAUGUCGUCCUCGGCAUCACAAAGUCCGGACAUCGGGUGCGCGAGCAUCCCUCUGGAACUACUCGCGGGCGGCGCGCUCGGCGUCAAGGAGGAAAGAGACCUCGCGGGCGCUGAGGAUUUGUCUUCGUCGCAGGAGCCACCGGGUAGGCCUCACGCGAGGGAGAGUCUGUCGGUGAUAGUGCCGCCCCAGGACGUCGACUGUGAUUCUCGGGACGGUGACUCGGAGUUGUUGAGUCCGGGGAAGUUGACGCCGACAUCCGGCAUAAGUGUUUCCGUCGCGAGCAUGAUUGACGCGACGGACUUCAGGUCGAUGCAGCCGGAGCCGACCUACCAGACGCUGACCUCAGUUGCUGAGAGGAUGUCGCCUCCAGGAUUUUCACCGGGGUCCUCCUACGCAACCCUGACUCCGCUCCAGCCCCUUCCGCCGAUUUCUACCAUGAGUGACAAGUUUGUGUACGGCGGACACGCGGCCGGCGGAGUCUCCGGGAGCUUCGCGGUCAUGCAGAACAACGGCCUCGGGAACAUCGGCCUCGGGAUGGGCAGCUCGCCCUACACCUACGACAAGCUCCCGCCGAUGGGGAUGUCUCCGCCGCACAACUACCCAUCGCCGGGAGCUGGACUCCAGCCGAGUCCUCUGUCUCCUCAGAGCGCGUACAGCCAAAGCGGACUCAAUUCUCCGCACAAAUCCGCGAGUCCGCACUACGAGCCGGCUUUUCUCCCCAGGCUCCAGCAGAGUCCAGCGGCUCUUAGUCCACCCUCGCCUCCGGUUUCGGCGGCCACCAGUUUUGCUCCCUCGCAUCACUCGCCUCCGACGCUGACGGUUCCCGCGGCCUCGCCGCCGCCGAUCCAGCAACAGCAGAUCCAGCAGCAGCAGCAGCAGCAGCAGAAUAUCCAGCAGACGAUAUCUCACAGUCAUGUCCAGCACACUUCUGUGGUGAUGAAAACGGUCUCAGCCGCUGGAAAUGGAGCUACUGAGGUCGAAGAGAUCAACACCAAGGAACUCGCUCAGAGGAUCAGUGCUGAGUUGAAGCGCUACAGUAUUCCCCAGGCUAUUUUUGCUCAGAGGGUGCUGUGUCGCAGUCAGGGAACUCUUAGUGAUCUUCUCAGGAAUCCAAAACCCUGGUCCAAGCUCAAGAGCGGCAGGGAAACUUUCAGGAGGAUGUGGAAGUGGCUUCAGGAGCCAGAGUUUCAGAGAAUGUCGGCUUUAAGGAUCGCAGUUUGUAGCCAAGUUGUGCUUUACCUCCACCUCCUACAACAACUCCUCCACCUCAACCUCCGCUCCCACAUCCACAUCCACAACCACCCUCUUUCUCCAACUCAAACUCCACGUCAUCCUCCAGCACUAGCAGCACCUUGGCCCUCCUCGCCUCCCUUUCCUGCUGCUACUCCAGCUACCGCUGCUGCUACCUUGGCUUUUGUGAGGUGA